Molecule: messenger RNA, 2369 nt
Organism: Elgaria multicarinata webbii
Lineage: Eukaryota; Metazoa; Chordata; Lepidosauria; Squamata; Anguidae
Gene: NOP2
Product: NOP2 nucleolar protein
Exons: 16
Coding region: 41-2146 (701 amino acids)
Biological process (GO): rRNA base methylation; maturation of LSU-rRNA
Cellular component (GO): nucleolus
Molecular function (GO): RNA binding; rRNA (cytosine-C5-)-methyltransferase activity
Source: RefSeq, a predicted model, not a curated record
GCGUGGUGCUGAGGCAAGCAAGACCAGGCCGGCCCAGGCCAUGGGGCGCAAGUUGGACCCGACCCGUAAGGUGAAGCGAGGCCCAGGGCGAAAGGCCCGCAAGCAGCGCGGAGCGGAGGAGGAGCUCGCCCGCUUUCUGCCCCCUGAUCCUAAUGAUGCAAGGAAGCUUUCCGGUCAUGCUCGGCGAAGAGCUGCAAAGAGACGAAUCAAAUCUGCAAAACCCCAGACAGGCAAGAGUAUCCUUGACGUCCAGGCGCUGACAGCUACAGAAAAAUCAUUGGAGGCUGCAGAUGAGGAAGCCACGUUGCCGGAUGGCUGCCGGGCUGGUUUCAGCGAUGACAAUGCCACGUGGCUUACUCCUUCUGUUCCCGGGAAGAAGAGAUCCAGGCCUGAAGAAAGCGAUGAAGAGGAAUGCGAAGCACUCAGUGGCAGUGACGGGAGUGAGGGUCCCUGGCAGAGUGACGGAGAGGACAGGAGCGAGGACGGGAUGGUGGACGAUUAUGGCGCUUUGUCUUCCGGGGAUGAAGACGAGCUCCUGCCUAUAGAACAAGCUGCCCAGAAAGAGAAACUGGAGGGGCAGAGUUCCAGCGAGGAUGACAGUGAGGAUGAGGAGACGGCGCCGCACAAGCAGGACGUGGAGCAGGACAAGGAGACAGACCUGCAACUCAAUGUGGAGGCAGAUGAGAGUUUUGUGCUUCCGAGUGGGCAGGAGAUAGAGAAAGAAGCUGCUCAGCCGCCUGACCUCCAGCUCAUUCAUCAGCGUAUAAAGGACAAUAUAGAGGUGCUUCAGGACUUCAGUACGAAACGGGAGGAGGGCCGCUCGCGGCAGGAGUAUCUGAGCCUCCUGCGUCAGGACCUGGCUGCGUACUACUCCUACAGCGACUUCUUAAUUGGGAAGAUGAUGGACCUCUUCCCACUCUCUGAGUUGGUUGACUUCUUGGAGUCCAAUGAGGUUCCUCGGCCUGUGACCCUCCGUACCAACACGCUGAAGACACGGCGACGGGACCUGGCGCAGGCCCUGAUUAAUCGUGGAGUGAAUCUAGACCCGUUAGGAAAGUGGUCAAAAACUGGGCUUGUCGUGUAUGACUCCUCUGUGCCCAUAGGUGCCACUCCGGAAUACUUGGCCGGGCAGUACAUGCUGCAAGGGGCCUCCAGCCUCCUCCCCGUCAUGGCUCUUGCCCCCCAGGAGAAUGAGCGCAUUUUGGACAUGUGCUGUGCCCCAGGAGGCAAGACCAGCUACAUAGCCCAACUGAUGAAGAACACCGGUGUGAUUCUGGCCAAUGACGGCAACGCUGAGCGAUUGCACAGUGUAGUUGGAAACCUGCACCGCUUAGGAGUCACAAACACUGUUGUGAGCCACUGUGACGGGCGGCAGUUUCCCAAGGUCCUGGGUGGUUUUGACCGGGUCCUGCUCGAUGCACCCUGCAGUGGCACAGGCGUUAUUUCAAAGGACCCCACAGUUAAAACGAAUAAGGACGAGAAAGACAUUUUGCGCUGUGCUCACCUACAGAAGGAACUGAUUCUCAGCGCCAUUGACUCGGUCAACGCCGCCUCUGAGACUGGGGGCUACCUGGUGUAUUGCACUUGUUCAGUCAUGGUAGAGGAAAACGAGUGGGUUGUGGAUUAUGCCCUGAAGAAGCGCAACGUCCGUUUGGUGCCGACAGGUCUGGACUUCGGCAAAGAGGGAUUUACCAGGUUUAAGGAACGUCGUUUCCAUCCUUCUUUGAAAUCCACACGGCGCUUCUACCCUCACACGCACAACAUGGAUGGCUUCUUUGUUGCCAAACUCAAGAAGUUUUCCAACGCCAUUCCCAAGGCCCCGAAAGAGGAAGAUCCUACCGGGGAGACCGCAAAAGAGGGGUCCGCCCCGGUAGCUGCUGAGCCUCUGCCGAAAAAGAAAAAAUACGCAGAGUUGAAAGCUGUUAAGAAACAGACUGCAAAACGGGAGCUUUCUGCAGCAGUAGAAACCAAGAAGCAGGCUAAAGGAGAGUUAAAAGCUGAUCAGAAGAAACGGCUCCCGGUGUCCCGGCAAGGCUCCUUUCAGAAGCGGCCCAGGCCCUUGAAGCCUGCUCGGCCCUCCCCAGGCGGCCUGAGGGCUCCAUCAACCCCCGGCAAGAAGCGCAAAGUGCACCGAAGCCACCAGUAGGAGAACGUUGCAUUUGCUUGAUGCUUCUCUAAGAACUGCUGGCCGGUGCUAGUAAGACUGGUGGGAGAUCCUCUCAGAGGGACUUGUCCUGGCAAGACCUGUGCAGGGUUGGCGCUCUGGCAUUCUUCUGGAGGGAACUGAAAUAUUUAAUUUGCUUUUAACCCUGCUUAAGAGUAGAGACUGAAUGAGGCCUAUAAGUCAUUAAAUUUUUUCUACCUGUUUA